Molecule: messenger RNA, 4061 nt
Organism: Oryctolagus cuniculus (rabbit)
Lineage: Eukaryota; Metazoa; Chordata; Mammalia; Lagomorpha; Leporidae
Gene: CCDC148
Product: coiled-coil domain containing 148
Source: RefSeq, a predicted model, not a curated record
ACUUGUCUUCUGAAGUUUUUCUAUCUUCACUAUUGAUUAUGACUUAUUUUUCUCUUAAUUAGAUUUUAGUUUAUUAAUAUAUAGAGAACAAAUUUCAUGAAAAAAAACUUAAUGGAUAUGGAGCUAAACUGACAUCUUGUGAUUUGACUGUUGUCUGUUACCCUUGUCUGUGCCACCACAGAAACGUCUAUCUUUUACUUGUAGAGGACUUUGUUUAGAGGAGCGUUGAGCCUGUGAUUAUAAAGUGAAUUCAAAGUAUGUUAUUCCAAAAAAAUUCAAAGAUUAAAAAAAAGGGGAGAGGAAGGAAGUGGGAGGGAUAAGAAAAUGGGAGGAAAGUACUGAUCAUUUAAAGCCUUCAGGGUAUUAGAUACUCAAGUAUCAGAGCACUUAUGAGAGAUACAAACUUCAUCAAGCUUCUAGUUUGCACUUUUGUAGAUAUUUAAAAAUUAACACGGAAUACACAAGUGCAGAGGUCAUAUGAUUGUAAGGCAGAGUUAACAGGAAAUAGUUAGCACUUGAGGAUUUCUUGAUGGAUCUUAAACAUUGGACAAUGGUUACGCAGAUGAUACAGCCGAGAUGCAGGCUGUGAGGCAAUGUGGAGAUUGAGAGCCACAGAGGAUCACUGUCAUCUCCAAGUCAGAGGGACACAGGGGAAGAGGCGGGCUGAGGCACAUCCCAUGCCUGAGAUUUUCCAGAGACGCUUGGCACUGUCCAGAAGAAUGCUGUGGUAUGGGAAAGAUGCAGACGCCCUUGCAGCCCCUCUGAGAGUGGAGAAGGGGUGGGGGUGGGGCUGGGCUGCUCCUUUGGCUUCUUAACCAACCCCUCCCUGCCAAUCUCCUAUCUCUCUUCUCUCCCUCACCUGAGCCCAAUGGAAGCCACAGACAGGGGCACCUGAGGAACACAGGCUGCUGUGUGACUAGGAAGACGACCAGGACUGAGUCUUAGAUCAGAAAAGCACUGCAGACAUCAAAGAUCUCUAAAGAGCGGAGGCUGAUGAAACAACACAAGCAAGUGUGGUGGCAGGAGCACCACAGGCUCAAUCAAGCCAGAACCAAAAUUGAAUCUGAAAUAAAAUGCUUUCUCAAUGAAGACAAUGUUGGAAAUGAAUGUCUUUGUGACCUUAAAAAUUUUGAACAAGAGUUAUCAGAACAAUGGUGCACAUUUCUUAAGAAUGUGAUCAACCCCAUUCAGCAGUUGAGGGCAGAUCUCAAGCACACGGAGCCUCAUAUCUUUCGGCCUUCGCAUCCCCACACUGAAGUUAACUCAGCGAAAGUACUGCAAGAGGUUGACUUUGUGAAGAAACAAUUGAAAGCUGUCUUCGAAAGACUUAGCCUGGAGCGACAGGAAAUAGAAACUGAUCUUUCAGACUGGAAUAUGAAAAUACUGGAUCAUUCUUUGGAAGAGAAAACUAACCUGCUAAGUGAACUUCCCACUGAAUUAGAAGCUUUGGACUGCCCAUAUCCCGAGUUGAAAUCUGCGAUCCUUAAUGAGUUCUGUAACUUUACAGAGAAAUAUCGAAAGAAACUUCAAGAUGCUGAUCGGCAGUUGGAAGACAUAUUCAGAAACUUCCAACUCAAUGAAGGAGACCAUUGGAUUUAUCAAGCUGUUUUGGACCAAUAUCCUGGAGAUCUCUAUGGCAGAAGGACUCUCUAUCUGGACAUGUUACAAAGAUACUUUCCUCACAAAUCUAGGCAUGAUUUGGUUGAACAUGAGAAAUAUUGUGACCAAUAUCACUUUGCUAGGGAGCAGCGAAGGAUACUGAUGUCAAAUUGGCGUAAGAACAGGAAAGACUUUAUACAGAGGGCUGUGCUGACCCUCGCAGAGGCUUGUGCAACUCAUGAAAUGGAAAGCACCUUGGCCAAGGACAGGAAAAGGCAACAGGAGUUGUGUGCUGAUCUGAAAGCCAAGGUACUUCAAUGGCGAGCCCACCAGGAAGAGGUAGCAAUGUUGGAAAUGGAAAUUUCUGAGAGAAGAAGAGAAAAGGAAAAGGAGAGAGAGAAACUGUGGAAGAAGAAAGAAUUGUUACAGAGAGAAGAGAAGAAAGAAAAGAUAAGAAAAUACUGGGCUAAGAAAGAACAAAAGUGGCAAGAAAUGGAAAUGAGAGAUCUCCAGCGUCUAGAGGAACUGAAGAAAUUAAUCGCUGAACAGUUGGCAAAAGACAAAGAGAGGGUAAAAUAUAGACAAGAUUUAUUGGAAAAGCGUUUGAUGGAGAAAAGGGAAGCAGCCCUCCAAGAAGCACACGAAGAAGAAGAGAGAGAGAGGCGGCUGGAGGCCCUUAGGCAACAGGUUGCUGUUGUCGCUCAAUUUGAUCCCAUUAGAAUGAUGUCAGAUACAAUGGCAUCCAAAGCUAGAAUGGAUACUGAAAUUGAAGAAUUUAUUCUUCAAAAGCCACUCUUCACUUUGAACACAUACAAUGAAAAGCAGAUAAUUUCUGACCCUAGACUUCGCGUGGAGUUAGCACUUCGAGAAGCUGGGCUUCAUAAAACAUGUUAUGCCAAAGAGAUAUUACCAAAAAUCAGUCCUCAAAAACCUCCAAGAAGGGACAUGGAGUCUACCGUGUUUAAAACCUAGAGGUCAUCCUCAAAUACUAUUCUAUGUAAACAAUAUUUUUCUUCAGAAACACUGAUAUGAAUAACUAUAAUUGCUACUCUCCAAAUUUUUAAAUAUAUCUGAAAUAGAAAUGCUUGCAUUUAUUAAAAUAAUUUGACCUUUCUUCUCAUGAUUUUUAUAAUUGUAUGCACUAUUUCCUUAUCUUUUUUAUUUAUAUAAAUGGAACAAAUUUCAUGUAUUUCAGAUAUACAGAUUUAAGAGCAUAUUGAUACGUCCCAACCUUCCCUCUCUGCCUUCCUCCCUCAUUCCCACCUUCCAUCUAACUUCCUUCAUUAUUUUUCUUUUAACUUUUAUGAUAACAUACUUUCAAUUGACUUUAUAAUCACAAGCUUAACCCUCCACUAAAUAAAGAAUUCAACAAGUGGUAAGUAGAAAAAACACUGAGUCUCAAUAGUAUAGACAAGGGCUAUAAACAAUAAUCAAAUCUUAAAAUGUCAAUAUCUUUGUUGUAUUUAAUAGUCCCAAAUUCUCCAACAUUAUGAACCCUAAUUAUGGCACAUGGGUUCCAAGUACUAUCAUUUAAUAAACUGUGUUUUAAAGUUGUGUUAUCCCAUGAAACGAGAUCAAAAUAAACAUUUGUGAGAAUUAUAUGUUAUGUAGCUCCUACCUGCUAAUGUUCAUUUCUGCUUGUUUCAGAAUUUCACUUUUUAAUUAUGAAAGCAUCAUUAUCAUUAAGACUUCUAUUAUUUCUUGAUUAUUAUAAGAGGAGACUCAACCUUCCUCUAAAUUUAGAAACCAAUUUGGUACAUCAUGUUUACUGCAAACCAAUCAUCCAAACAAUUUCAUUUUGCAAAUUAGCCCUUAAGAAUAAAUUAGGAAUUAGAAAUAGCAUUUGAAGGAUGAGAAAUACCUGUUUUGGUUUGGAAAGAAUGUAUUUGUGUGGUUGUUUAGAAAGAAUGCUUUUAAAUUUGUAAUAUUUGGAAGGCUGUCAAAUGAUCCAAAUUGUUAAAUAUAUAGGUGAUUUUAUAGAAAAGGAGCAUUUCAAGUGAAACUCAAGAACAAAUUUUGACUAUUUCUAAAAAGUGACUGUUCACUCAAGCAAAUCAAUGUCGUUGAAAGAUGCUAUUGUUACUAUUAAAAAGACUACCCACUUUUUUUCUCUCGAUUGCAGCUCCCUGCUAUUUCCCACCCACCUCCAGCUCAGGGGUUGCAAUCUAUAUGCAAUUAUUGGAAGAACACAAAAAAGACAAAACUCAGGACAACUGGUGAAAUCUUUCUUCAUGAUUGUUCACAACAUCAUGAAAAUAAGUAAUACAAGUCCAGACCAUCAGAAUAAACGUUAUGAAAGAUUCUUUGGGCAAAAUCCUAUAUGCCUUCCAAAAGUCUAUGCUAAUGUGCUCCCAGUUCAGCUUUUUUGUAUCAUUGUAACAUCUCAUAAAAAGAGGAGAAGGAGUGGCUGGCACUGUGGCAUAGUGGGUAAAGCAGCCACCCGCAGUGCCAGCAUCCCAUAU